Molecule: messenger RNA, 447 nt
Organism: Linnemannia hyalina
Lineage: Eukaryota; Fungi; Mortierellomycota; Mortierellomycetes; Mortierellales; Mortierellaceae
Source: the annotation of a GenBank genome assembly
AUGUCACACUGUGCUACAUCCGCUUACUACCAAGAAGAGCUGGGACCGACGACGUCGGGCGCAAUCGACCCUGAUUACGCUGUGUGUAUCGAAGUCUUCACUCCAGGUGUCCUCCAUGUCGCGAAAUAUGCAGCCCAGCAGCAUCUGUGUGCAUACAAUGGAGAGUUCAACCGAGUCAAAUCAUCGGUGACCGCCAAAGCCGGCGACAAGUUCGUCGUUUGCCCAGGUGGAGUUUGGACCAAGCUGGCGAUUUAUACCGAUACUGGCGUGGUUGCUCUUUUGAAGGAGAAGAGCGGUAACACUAAAAGGGUUGGCGAUUCUCUUACCAAAGGUGUGAUUGUCACCUACGAUGCUACCGUCAAAAUCGAAUUCAAUCAGGACGUUACCAGUUUUUUCAACGGCGCUGCCUGGAACAACGACACAUUUCUCAACGUCACCAACAUCUAA